This is a messenger RNA of Trichobilharzia regenti, 1050 nucleotides long. NCBI's taxonomy places the organism in Eukaryota, Metazoa, Platyhelminthes, Trematoda, Strigeidida, Schistosomatidae. The record is from the annotation of a GenBank genome assembly.
AUGACCUUUGACGUUGCUUUCGAUUUAGAAAAAAGUCGCGUCGAUUAUCGUGAAUAUAGGUACAUUCAGUUAGAUAAUGGAUUAAGGGCAAUACUGGUGUGCAACUUAAAGCCUGGUGAAGAAGUGCCUGAGGACACACUGUCGUGUUCCGACCUUGAAAGUGAUGACUCUGAAAGCGUGGAUGACGAAGUGGUAGCUGAUGAAAAUGAAGAUUCUGUGUGUGAUCAGGAGGCAAAAUCGGCUGCUGCACUGUGCAUCAGAGUGGGAAGUUUUUCGGAUCCUCCAGAAGCUCAGGGACUGUCUCACUUUUUGGAACACAUGGUAUUCAUGGGAAGUGAAAAGUAUCCAACAGAAAAUGAUUUUACCUCGUAUGUAAGUCAACGUGGUGGAAGUAAUAAUGCCUGCACAGGAAGUGAACGUACCCUAUUCCACUUUGAUGUGAAACGUAAACACUUUGCUAGUUGUUUAGACAAAUUUGCCAACUUCUUCAUUUCACCGUUGUUGAGUAAAGAUAGUAGUGAUCGAGAGAUAAACGCUGUUCAUAGUGAGUUCGAACUUGAAACUGCUAAAGAUUCUUCACGUCUAUAUCAUCUGAUUGGUCAUCUAUCCUGUAAAGAUUCUCCAUAUCGACUCUUUGGCUAUGGCAAUCGAAAAUCUCUGCAUGAUAUUCCAAAUCAGAAUGGUACUGAUAUCUAUACACUUUUAAGUAAGCAUAGAAAAACGGCGUAUUCUGCUGAUCGUAUGACGCUGGCUGUACAAUCUAAGCACACUUUAGAUGAUUUGGAGACAUUAGUACGUGAAAUUUUCUCUGAUAUACCAGUAAGUGGAGUACCUGCACCGAACUUUUUAUCGGCCAAAAGCUUUGAUGUUGAUUCAUUUGCUGGACUUUAUAAAGUGUGUCCUUUAAGUGCAAAAGAAAAGCUACGCAUUAUCUGGAUUUUACCUUCACAGCUUGCGAAUUAUGAAUCAACUCCGAUGGUGUUCUAUCUUCUCUUAUUGGUCAUGAAGGUAGAGGAAGUAUACUGGCAUUACUUAAAGAAGAGAAUUUAG